AUGCCUCUCCCGGUCUAUACAAUGAACUGUUUUAAGCUCCCCAAAGGCAUUUGUGAAGAGAUAAAUCGUAUUUUGGCAAACUACUGGUGGAGUAAAACUCCAGGCAAACGGUCAAUGCAUUCGGUUUCUUGGGAAAGAUUGGGACUACCAAAGAAAGAAGGAGGAUUGGGAUUUCGAGAUUUAGAGAAAUUUAAUAUGGAUCUUCUUGGAAAACAAAUAUGGCGAAUACUACAGGCUCCAACAAGUCUUCUUACUCGAUUUCUCAAAGCAAGAUAUUAUUCGACUAGUAACAUUUUCACUGCUGGCUCUAGUAAUCACCCUUCGUUUAUUUGGAAAUCUUUGCUUGAGGGUCAAGAUAUGAUUCAACAGGGUAUGCGCUUUUUGAUUGGAAAUGGUGCCAAUACUAAUGUCUGGGUUGAUCCUUGGUUACCAACCAAUCAGCCGAGACCUCCUAGAAGAAUAGAAGGGAUAAACAUGAAUACUUUACAAGUUAAAGACCUUAUCACAACAGAGCGGCAAACCUGGAACAUGGAUCUCAUCCGAAGCAUUAUUGUUGAUGAAGAUGUGUCAAUUAUACAAAGAAUUCGGUUGGGCCCUUUAUCUACUCCAGAUCUUCUUGGAUGGCACUACAAUGAUUCAUGCAUGUAUACAGUAAAAUCUGGUUAUUGGCUUGCUACUCAUAUGCAUGAAGCUCAGGCAGUACAUCCACCUCCAGAACUUCAAGGUUUCAAGACAGUUGUAUGGAAAAUGGAUAUAGCUCCCAAAUUCAACACUUCUUAUGGCGAAUGCUUUCAAGGGCAUUACCAACAGGAACAUAGUUAA
Molecule: messenger RNA, 822 nt
Organism: Camelina sativa (false flax)
Lineage: Eukaryota; Viridiplantae; Streptophyta; Magnoliopsida; Brassicales; Brassicaceae
Source: RefSeq, a predicted model, not a curated record